This is a messenger RNA of Eucalyptus grandis, 519 nucleotides long. Its product is annotated as 1-aminocyclopropane-1-carboxylate oxidase homolog 12-like. Bases 1 to 519 code for a protein of 172 amino acids. NCBI's taxonomy places the organism in Eukaryota, Viridiplantae, Streptophyta, Magnoliopsida, Myrtales, Myrtaceae. The transcript is spliced from 2 exons. The record is from RefSeq and is a predicted model, not a curated record.
AUGGGAUUGUUGAGCGAGGGGCUAGGAUUGAGUCCGGGCAAGCUACAAGAAUUGACGUGCUUGGAGACGAGGGCCUUGGUGGGGAAUUACUAUCCGUAUUGUCCCCAGCCCGAUCUGACGGUCGGCUUGAUGUCCCACACGGACCUAGGAGUGAUCACAUUGCUCCUGCAGGACCAGGUCGACGGGUUGCAAGUGAAGCACGACAAUGAGUGGGUGGAUGUGACACCAGUCCUGGGUGCUCUGGUUGUGAACAUCGAUGACAUCCUCCAGAUAAUGUCCAAUGACGAGUACAAAAGUGUGGACCACCGGGUGUUGGCCAACCCUAACCAAGAGCCACGUGUGUCGAUAGCAGUUUUCUGCAACCCGAGCAAUCGCGAGAAUGAGUUCGGACCGUUCCCGGAGAUCAUAUCCAUAGAUAAACCCGCUGCUUUCCGGCAAUUCAACCUCAACGAGUACAUGAGGAGAUUCUUCACAAAGGAGUUGGAGGGGAAAAGUUUGAUAAAUUACUUCAGGGCAUGA